CGGAAAACAUAUAACCGCGACCAUGAACUUGAAUGGAAUAAUUGAGAUAUUUGUUCCUUUGGACUUUUCGCUAUCUUCAAAACUUGCUUGAAUCAUCAUGGAACAAGACCGCGAAACUGGAGUCGAAGAAAUUCUAUCGAAUGGCCAGCGAGGCUACUUAUUUACAAACUGGGCGAAAACGUUCUCGUGUACACCAGAGCUAUUUUUCGUACCAGAAUCUAUUGAAGAUAUCAGACAAAUCCUUCGUGUGGCCACUAAGUUAUGUAAGACUGUCCGUGUUGUGGGCGGAGGACAUUCGCCAUCCGAUAUUGCCUGUACUGAUGGGUACAUGAUUAGUUUAAAAAAUAUGAAAGCGGUUUUGGAGAUAGACUAUGACAAGAAACAAGUGACAGUUGAAGCUGGUUUGAUGGUUAGUGAACUCAACGAGUUUUUGGCUGACUAUGGCUUAGCAUUACCCAGUCUUAGUUCAGUGUCAGAGAUUUCAUGUGCAGGUGCCAUUGGUACAUGUACACAUGGUUCAGGAAAAAACUUUGGCAUUUUGGCUAUGUCAGUUGUAUCCCUUGAACUGAUGACAGCCAGUGGUAAGGUCCUCUACUGUAGUAGAGAGAAAAACAAGGAAAUAUUCCUAGCUGCACUUUGUGGUCUUGGUGCUGUUGGGAUAAUUCUCAGUUUGACUUGGCAGUGUGAAGAGGCUUUCAAAUUACAGGAGACAAGCAAACCUUUAAUGCUGGAGGAGAUGUUAGAAAAUCUUGAAACAAGCAUAUCAUCCAGUGAUCAUUUCAAGUUCCAUUGGUAUCCACACACAGGAUAUGUCAAAUGCUAUGAGGUCAAUAGGACUGCCAAGCCCAUAGAUGACAAUCCAAGUUGGUUUUGGGACUAUGCUGUGGGUUAUUACUCCUAUGAGCUUGUGCUUUGGUUAAGCUCAUUUGUGCCACCUUCCAUACGAUAUGUGAACUGGGGUCUUUUUAAACUCUUCCACUGCAAACCUCACAGCAGAGUGAAUCAAAGCCACAAGGUUUUUAACUUUAAUUGCCUGUUCAAGCAGUAUGUGACAGAGUGGGCCAUUCCCCAGCCUUAUGAAAAAUCACUUCCACAUGAAAAUUAUUGGGAAUACUAUGAAAACCUUAUGCUUUCAGUUGGGGGCAAGCCGCACUGGGCAAAGGCGCACAAGUUGACAUCAUCGGAUUUUGAAAAAUUAUACCCCAAGAUACACAAGUUCCGAGAGGUCUGCCAGAAGUUAGAUCCUCAAGGAAUGUUUCGCAACGACUACUUGAAGAAGGCCAUCUUUGGACCAGCACAAAAACUUGAAGUGGACAACAAAAAGACUAACGACGAGUAAAGUCGCCCUGGCGACCAACUAGCUUCUCUGGGUAUGGGAGGGAAGUGGGGGGAUAAAAUUUGUUAUCAUGGGACUAUGGUAGAGUUUAUUAUGAGGCAAAACCUCUGGUAACAGUUCCUUUCCCUGAACUUCCGAAAAUCAGAGAAAGGAAGGAUAAGAGAAGGUGAGAAUUGGAGAAGAAACAGGGGAUGUGGGGGGGGGGGGGGUGAAAAGCUCCUUUUCGUCACUCCCCCCUACUUCGUUCCCUUCCCAAAUAGUUUUCAGUCCAUUUGCUACAUGCUCUUCUCUACGUAUUACUAAAAAUACUUGAGGAGUUUCAAAAGUAACUUAAAAUAAUACAAAUUAUGUCAGGUUUGGGAUAAUUCGACGUGUAAAACCUGAUGAAAAGAACCAAAAUUUUCCGUAUUAUGAUAUAAUUGAAAAAGGUAACUAAUUAAAAGGCAAAAAGUUAUUUAUCGCUGACCAUGUUGUUCAACACAUGGAUAUUACGAUGAUAGUGCUUCGAUCGAAAAACUACGCAUUACAAGUGGUAUCAGUAAAUGUUUACCACCGGAAGAGGGGGGGGAGGGGGUGAGGGAGUUGAGGAUUUUUUCUUGUUUACUCACGGCAUGAACAAUAAUUAGUUGAGUUAAAUAAUAAACACACAGUAGUCUCUUUCCGGUCGCCAUGACAGUGGUGUCACUAUUUCUAGUUUUGCUUGUGUAAUAAUGUGAUAUACAUUAGUAAAUUUAUUGAUGCUAUAGGGUCUUAAAAUGUUUCUUAAUUAACUGUGAUAUUGAUAAAUCUGAAUGAUGUGUUGACGAAUUCAGGAAGCAGUACGUACGUCAAAGCCUUAAGUGUGGUCUUUAAAGUUUUACGUUAAAGUUAAUACCCCAGAAAUAUUAAAAUUAAAAUAUUGAGACUAACAAAAAAGUUACCAAGGUUUUCACGAACACAGGUUAUUAAGAUUCAGUAAUAUAAUAUAAGGCAUUCAGAAAGUGUUCACGUGAACACUGAAUCUGUUAACUUAUGUAGUGUGGUUUGCAUAUAGACCAUACAAUAUUGCAAUGUGUAUAACGCAUUUCCUGGUUAUUAACACAUUUUUAUCGUGACGGAAGCUUCUUAUUAUUUUAUUUAUUUAUUUGUGAUGUAAGAAUAUCUUAAGAGCGCACCCAAGAGAAUACACUUUAGCAAGUUGUCAAAUUUCUUCGCGUAAUAGUUGUCUUAUUGCUAACAUUGUGUUCAGUGCUGAACGAGAUUUACAUUUUGCGUACGUGAUGUAUAGUUGUUAGAUAGUGAGAUAUUGUUGAGUUGUUGGACAAGCUUAGUCCAAUUUCACAAAUACUAAGUAACGGGAAAGUACUCUACUUGCUGUUUUUUAUUGUUAAAGAUAUAUAGUCUUGAGUAGACCUGCCGUUAUGGAAUGGCAAUCUUUGUUGAAUUAUUUUGUAGCGAACUCAGUUAUGAAGCGUUGGUGAUGCACACUUCUCACAUUUCGGAAUAUUUUAUAAUGGUGGCAUCGUGUCACAUAGCAGUAUUCGCUGUAACCGAGAACAAUAUGUUUUACAUCCAAACAGAAAAAUUAAACCUUUCCUACUGAA
This is a messenger RNA of Pocillopora damicornis (cauliflower coral), 2919 nucleotides long. Its product is annotated as L-gulonolactone oxidase. Gene Ontology annotation, cellular component: membrane. Lineage: Eukaryota; Metazoa; Cnidaria; Anthozoa; Scleractinia; Pocilloporidae. The record is from RefSeq and is a predicted model, not a curated record. Gene Ontology annotation, molecular function: FAD binding; D-arabinono-1,4-lactone oxidase activity.